AAAACACGCACACAUGAGAAUCAAUAAUUCAGUUUGCCCAGCCCACUUACAGGAGCUGUCAGCAGUUUUAUUAUUGUAAGGGGCUUGGUGACAUUUCAGAUAGCACUGACAGGACAAAGGAUACACAUCCACUCCAGACUUUGGCGCCUCAUAAAGUAAAUGAUCCAUGAUCCUCGGUGGCUUUCUCUUUCUGCUCUUCCUCUUAGAUGGAGUAUAUUCUGAACGUGUCCGCAGCUAUCAGGAUGUUUUGAAUUACCUAAACCUAACCAAAAACAAUGAGCUCUUUACGAUGACCCGGCCAGUGAAAAAUUACAUAAACCCAACACGGGUUUCGCUUGAAGUUCUGCUGUAUGCCAUCUUAGAUGUGGUUGAGAAAGACCAAAAGUUCAUUCCUUAUGUUUGGACUGUGAUGAGGUGGCACAAUGAAUAUAUUUCCUGGGAUCCAGAUCAGUUUUGUGGGAUUAAUAAUGUUUCUCUACCUAUUGAGGUUUUGUGGAAGCCAGAUCUCACUAUUGAAGAGAUGACAGAAAAGGACAAAGCUCAUCCAAGUACUUAUCUCACCAUCAACGACAAAGGCGAUGUUGAAGUCCAGAAUGACUAGGGUCUGGUGAGCACCUGCAGGAUGCAUAUUUACAAAUUCCCAUUCGACAUUCAAAGCUGCAACUUGUCCUUCAAAUCUGUCGUUUACACCGCCCAGGAAAUUCGGCUGCAGCCAAGUGACAACUCUACAGAAGCAACAGAGUGGUCUCCUGAUUUGAUGCGGACACAAUGUGAGUGGCUGUUCAUAAACAUGACAGUCACUGCCAACAAUGCCAGUGAUUUAGUUGGCCAAGACAUCAUCAUGUACACUAUCACCAUGAAGAGGCGAUCGCUCCUCUAUGUUGUCAACUUCUUGCUGUCUGUCCUCUUCUUUUUGUCUUUGGACUUGGCCUCCUUCCUGAUCUCAGACAGCGGGGGUGAGAAGCUCAGCUUUAAGGUCACUGUUCUGCUUGCCGUCACAGUGUUACAGCUCAUCGUUAAUGAAAUUCUACCUGCAUCAUCAAAUAGGAUCCCACUUAUAGCGGUCUACCUCAUUGGGAUCUUUGCUCUGAUGAUGCUAAGCCUUCUGGAGACCAUUCUUGUAAUGUAUCCAAUGGAGAAAGACUCUACAUCCCAAGAAACUGAGCCCAAGAGAGACCAAAGCCUGACAGAGGAUUGUACGAAACAGGGUAAAGCCAGCCUUCGCAGCUGUCACAGAGAAUUGCACAAACGGACCCAGAGUGUGUGUUUCUAUGACGUGUCAGCCAGUGAAACUCCAUCUGAACUGCUGCCUGAAGCCAAAGAGGCCAGCACCAGUAAAGACCACCACCAUGCUUUGGAAAGGCUUUCGGAUGAGUUGAGGGAGAUAGAGAAAACGCUGACUCGGCUACUCAAUAUCAAGAGAGAAAAGGACAAGCCUGGCUACUGGACCAUAGUAGCAAAAAGAGUCAACAAAGUUUUUUUCAUUUUCUAUAUUACAGUAGUCACUCUCUUUUUAUCUUUGAUUUUCUUAAACUGGAAAACUGAGUAGAAAUUACAUUUCUAUAUAAUUAAAACAUUUAGAGUACCUUUAGUACAACUACUGGCCAUAGGAAAGGUACGAAUAAAGCUGACAUGAGGUAGAGUUUAAUGCGAAUGAAUGUCACCCCUCCACUCCCUGUAUGGCUGACCGAUUCUAUGUGGACUGGGCUCCUACACACAGGUCCAUGUUUACAUACAUUAAUUUCCUCAAGACUUACCAUAACUUGCCUUACUCUUUAAACUGAGAGCUGGAAAGAGAAGCUCAAUAUCGUUCUCAUCUCCACACCACUGGAGCUUUGUGUAAAUGUGAGCAUGCUUACUUUGGGAAGUUAAAUAUUUCAUUUUUUUUUUUAAAUUUCAAGACGUUACUUGAGUUCUUAUAACAUGUAAUGUUUAGGUCAUGUUAAACAGCUAUAAACUCAAACUGCUGUUACAAUUUUUCAUACUCUUUAGUCUGUAUUAGAUCAAUUAGAACAGCUAUCCUGAAUACGGUUAAAUCAGACUCCCCACACUGGUGUUGAGGUGCUUUGUUUCUGAAAUUUUGGGGCGUGACCUUACAGGGUAUGGAGGGCCAGGAGUGACAAAAUGAAUCAAUUAAAUAUGCCAUUAAAUAAUUCAUUAAAUGUUUCAUUAAUUAAUUAAAAGUGGAAUUCAUUAAUUGAAUCAGUAUUUCAAUAAUUACUUAAAAGCACAUUUAUUUUGUUUAAAAUGUUUAAUGAAUUAUUUUUGUAUUUAUUUUUUCUAAUUUUAUUUUAAUUAAUUACACAUGACUUAAUUAUUGACAUAGUUAAUUAAUCAUUUAUAUGUUUUAAUCAACCAAUGAAACAUUUAA
Oreochromis niloticus (Nile tilapia) is the source of this 2371-nucleotide messenger RNA. Its product is annotated as 5-hydroxytryptamine receptor 3A. Gene Ontology annotation, molecular function: extracellular ligand-gated monoatomic ion channel activity; transmembrane signaling receptor activity. The record is from RefSeq and is a predicted model, not a curated record. NCBI's taxonomy places the organism in Eukaryota, Metazoa, Chordata, Actinopteri, Cichliformes, Cichlidae. Gene Ontology annotation, cellular component: membrane. Gene Ontology annotation, biological process: monoatomic ion transmembrane transport. The transcript has 10 exons.